AUGAAUUUUGUAGACCCAUGGGACCCGACGUACACCAUUAGUGAAAACACUCCGCCUGCGAACGUAGCAGCUCAAGAGGACGCCAUUGAUGCCGUCGCCGUUCCGCUAGAGUUCGAAGACAACUUCAUCCCCGAGCAACCGCAGCUAAACCCGCGGGAACCGCAAGAUAAUCGUCUUCCGGACUCGGACAGCUACAUUCGCACGCUAGAAAGGCGAUUGCAUCGUUUGAAGAAUAAUCUCAGCAUCCUCCAGCAGUUGACAGAGCGUCGUAACGCCUGUAUGCAAUCGUUGCUUAACGGGGACAUAACACUGCACACGGAAGCUGUGGACGAGCUGCAAAACACACUGGUUAACGGCAACGAGCUGCUUCGAUUCUACCGUCCAGAUCAGGCCCUUACGCAGAUCGAAAUCGAACAACUCCUAGAGCACGAUCAUUUGCAGCUGCAGGCGGAGGAGAACGAAGAGUAA
Anopheles nili is the source of this 468-nucleotide messenger RNA. RefSeq lists its product as uncharacterized. The record is from RefSeq and is a predicted model, not a curated record. The transcript is spliced from 2 exons. Bases 1 to 468 code for a protein of 155 amino acids. Lineage: Eukaryota; Metazoa; Arthropoda; Insecta; Diptera; Culicidae. Gene Ontology annotation, biological process: cilium organization.